This is a messenger RNA of Theobroma umbraticum, 1190 nucleotides long. RefSeq lists its product as uncharacterized. The record is from RefSeq and is a predicted model, not a curated record. NCBI's taxonomy places the organism in Eukaryota, Viridiplantae, Streptophyta, Magnoliopsida, Malvales, Malvaceae.
GAAAUGGCAGAGAACGAAACAGUGGAGCUCGCCGCGGCAGAGAACCGGAAAUGGAAAUGGCAGCUCAACCAUGCCCUUGGUCUUCCUUCAUCUUCUUCCCACACUACAACGACAUUCAGCUCCAUAAUAAUCUCAACCAUUUCCCAUUCUGCCCUCUCUCGCACUCCCAUUUACGCCGCCGUCUCAGGUCGUAUGCAGCCAGAGAUAGUAGAAGAAGAAGAAGAAGAAGAAGCAAGUGGGAUUCUAAUGCUGAGACAAUUCGUGCCAAAGAUUUCAGCUUUAACACCCAAAACGAUGACGAAGAAGCAGAAGAUGAUGAUGAUGAUGAAGAAGAAAUGGCAAGUUCUGGGAUUUUGGAUGAAGCUAUUGAUAGGUUUUGGAUUUUGAAGGUUUUCAAAUCCUUUGGUUGGGCGUUACCAGUCAUUUUACUUUCCUUGUUGUUCGCCACAGGCCCAAAAGCUUUCCUCAUGGCAUUAGCACUUGCACUUGGGCAGUCAGCAAUCACUUUGGCAUUUCAAAAGUUAUUCGGAAGAUCACAAAGCAAGCAGAAGAGUAAGACCAGGGUUAGGAAAAGAACGAAAAAUACAACUCCACGCACUGUAAAAAAUGUUAAAAUGAAGGAAGAAGUACAAGAAGGCCAACAGAGCAGAAAGGGAAUGAAGGGUUAUCAAUCAUGGGUAGUUAGUGAUGAUGGUUCUGUCAAUGAGGGUGGCCAAGAUGCACCCAGCUUUGGUGGAUGGGAUGAGCUAGAUGGAAUGGGUUCGACGAGAAUCUCAUCAACAAAGGCAAGCAGCUCAAAAAAGACAACAAACGAGAAGGGCAAGCUAAGUGCGAAAGGAACUAACAGUGAUGCACCUCUGCUGUUGAGAUUGUUGUUUGCUGUUUUCCCAUUUUUAGGUUCCUGGACUAAAUUGUUCUGGUGAUUCCAUCUAGCAAGCUUAAGGUCGAAACAUGACAAUCUUUGCUCUGUUGUGUUUAGGCCAACCUACAGUCUAAGGGUUACCUGUUCCGGUUCUUGCUCGACUAUUUUAUAGGUCAUGCUUGGAUCUGAGGGUUACUUUCUCAGUUUUCAUCAUAGAUUCUUGGGGUUCAUUUAGAGCAUUGCUUGUCAUCAAUUUUUUUUUCUACAAAAUCCUGUGGCAUAACAUGAAAGUAACAUACUAAUGAUAGUGCUUCGCCUUUUAUUUAAG